AUGGCUGGGACAAAGCCCUCUUACCACAUUGCGUCCAUUCCCGGCGAUGGCAUCGGCAUUGAGGUGGUCGCUGCAGCGAUCCAGGUGGUCGAGAAGCUAGCCAAGCACCUGGGGACUUUCGACAUCGAUUUUACGCACAUUCCAUGGGGAACGGCUUACUACAAAGAGCACGGUCGCUAUGUCUCUGAAGACGCAUUGGACACGCUACGUCGCUUCGAUGCGACGCUCUUCGGCGCUGUUGGUGCUCCGGAUGUCCCCGACCACAUUUCCCUCUGGGGUCUGCUUCUCGCCAUCCGAGGACCCUUACAACUGUAUGCCAACGUCCGACCGGUGCGCACAUUCCCCGGGACAAAAUCGCCCCUCGCGACGGCCGCCAACGGAGCCAUCGACUGGGUUCUCGUUCGGGAAAACUCCGAGGGUGAAUACUCCGGCCAGGGCGGCCGGUCCCAUCUCCACCAGCCGUGGGAGACGGCCACCGAAGUGGCCAUCUUCACCCGCGUCGGGAUCGAACGCAUCAUGCGCUUCGCGUUCGAGACGGCGCGCUCGCGGCCCCGGAAACUGCUCACGGUCGUGACAAAGAGCAACUCGAUGCGAAACGGGAUGGUGCUCUGGGACGAGAUUGCCGCGGAGGUUGCGCGCGAUUUCCCCGACGUCACUUGGGACAAGAUGCUGGUCGACGCCAUGACGGUCCGGAUGGUCACGAAGCCCGAGUCCCUCGACACGAUCGUGGGCACGAACCUUCACAUGGACAUCCUGUCUGAUCUCGCUGCGGCCCUGGCUGGAUCGAUCGGCGUCGCGCCCUCCAGCAACCUCGACCCGACGCGGAAGAAUCCGUCGCUCUUUGAGCCCGUCCACGGCAGCGCCUUUGACAUUACAGGGAAGGGCAUCGCGAAUCCGGUGGCGACUUUCUGGUCGGCGGCAGAGAUGCUGUCCUGGCUGGGGGAGAAGGAGGCGUCGAAGCAGCUGAUGGAGUGCGUGGAACGAGUGUGCGCGGCGGGAAUCGUAACGCCGGACUUGGGAGGCUCGUCCAAGACGCAGGAGGUGACGGACGCGGUGAUUGCUGAAAUUGAGAAGCUACCAAAGCCUUGA
This is a messenger RNA of Rasamsonia emersonii CBS 393.64, 1089 nucleotides long. RefSeq names its product Tartrate dehydrogenase. The coding region runs from base 1 to 1089 and encodes 362 amino acids. Gene Ontology annotation, molecular function: NAD binding; oxidoreductase activity, acting on the CH-OH group of donors, NAD or NADP as acceptor. The transcript is spliced from 2 exons. NCBI's taxonomy places the organism in Eukaryota, Fungi, Ascomycota, Eurotiomycetes, Eurotiales, Trichocomaceae. The record is from RefSeq and is a predicted model, not a curated record.